GCCGACGACAAUGACAAUGGGAAGGACGAUGACGGCGAGAUGGAGAUUUGUCCGCUUUGGAGGAAGGGAGGAGGUACUGGGGCCACAAACAAGUCGACUGAACCACGUGCGGGGCGGAAAGGCAAGAAGGCUGUGGAUGACACGUCCACAGGCGAUGGAGGGAAAAGCAGGAAUUUUUGGACCGUCGAUCAUAUGAUCGCUCUGGUCCGGGCGAAAAGAGACCAGGAUUUGCAUCUCGCCGGGCUGGGGCACAACUAUGGACGGAUAAAGUCGAGGACAUGGAAGUGGGAUGACAUUGAGAAGAGGCUCGUGAAGGCGGGGGUGACUACUAGGAAGGUCAAGAAAUGCGGUAGAAAAUGGGACAACCUGUACCAGCAGUUCAAAUCCGUGCAUCGAUCCAUGGGACAAUCCGGGAAGCAAAAUUUCUUCACACUAACGCCGGCGGAGAAGAAGGAGAAAGGGUUCAACUUUCGGAUGGAUGAGCGUGUGUAUUCCGAGAUGAACGAGAUGUCGAAGGCAGAUCACAAUAUUCACCCGGUGAAUCUCGCGGACAUGGGUGCGGCUGGAGGGGUUCAGAUGGUUAGGCCAAGUGGCGACCAGAACGAAUCCGCGGCUGGCGAGGGAUUUGGGGACGGACAAGACGACGACCAGGGAUCGACGAGGGAUUCGACAUUCAGCGGUGGUAGUGCAGGCGGGGGCGCAAAAGGAAGAAUGUCAGACAAUAGACCUUCGAUGCGAUCACCGACAUCAUGGGUAAGCACGGAAGCUGAUGGCGACAACGGUGGACAGCGCGUCGACCCGCACCAAAACAUCGACCCGAAUCCGGCGCGCAGCGGACCUGUAGCGAGGAGCAGCAAUUUGAACGUCAACAAGAUGGUGUUGAAGGAGUCGGAGCAGCGCAGCAGUUUCCCCCGCAGGCAUGUAUCAGAUUCCCCGUUCGCGCUUCGUGCGUGUAAUUCAGUUGACCGCAAUGGAAAACUGUCGGCUGUCGUGGCCACGGUGGGUGAUGCGCUCUCGCUCUCGCUGUCGAUUCCUGCGGUCGAUCAGCCAGCUAGUUUGGCGGGAGAUGUUGUGCGCCCUUUCGUGCCCUUCUGCGGCCGCUGCUGCUCGAGUGGCCAAGCAGAAGCCCGAGACACGUGUAUGCGUGCGGACUCUCGAGUUUCUACUGACCCCUGCGGCUCUCAAGGGUUGUGUCGGCAGUUGCUGUGCGAUGGUAGGAAGCUUGAUGGGGAGAAUGUCUCCGUACGUAGUAGUCAGGGUGUGACGACCAGCAUCGCUUCGCUUCCGACGGACAUUCUCCUGGAGUGCUUGGCCCUCAUCCCGCGUCGAGACCAUCGCCAUCUCCGGGCAGUGUGUCGGUUAUGGCGUUCGCUGGUCGACAGCUGUCAGCUGUACGAGCAACGCAAGCGAAUGGGAAUUACGGAGAAGUGGCUUUACGUUCUCGACAAGUUCUUCGAUUUCUCGGUGGAUCGAAACGAUUGCCUGGAGGGGGAGUUUUACGACCCCAAGUUCGACACCUGGCGGUCAUUUGAACCCCUUCCUGAUUGCCAUGGCAGACCAGCUGGCUCGCGGGAAGGAUUCGGCUGUGCGGUGAUCGGUCGGGAGAUUUUUCUCUUUGGAGGGCACGUGGCUGUUCCUUCCAUGAGCAGUCGGAGGCUUGAACGAACGGAAAGCAGAAGGGAGGGGAACACAGCGAAGGAAGAGAAAGAGGAAUUGGAGGGAAAGGGCUUUGAGUUUGCUGACUGUGUUGACGACCUAUGGACGGCGGAGGCGGAGGCGGUGCGAUUUUUGCGGAACGUUGCUGCUGCGGAAAGAAGGGGGGCGCGUAAGUCCUACUCACCGGCCCGGAUUGUGUCGCCAUCCUGGGGGGCCAGCGGGAAACGUCUGCAUGGAGGUGGGAUCGCCGCGGAGGGGCGAGACAGAGGAACGAGAACGAAGUGCGGCAAGGAGAGGUGGACCCGCUACACGACGCCGGAGUUGCUGAAAUUAGAUCUCCAGAAUCCUUGUUGUCGGUACGAAAAGCGGGUGAUGCAACCUAUGAUCGAGCCGCGCGCGGAUUUCGCUUGGGGGGUGGUUGACAGGAAAGUCAUCGUGGCAGGAGGUCGGAGGAUAGAGGGAGUCCGGCAUUUCCUCAGGGAGUCGUCGGCAAUACCUGAGGACGAUGUCUGGGAAGAUGCCGAGGAGGAGGAGGAGGAAAAGGAGGAGGAAAAGGAGGAGGGGAAGGAAGACGAGGUUGGCGUGGUCGUGGAUCGAUCGCUUUCGUUACGUCGAAGCGGACGAAGCAGUCCCGACGCGCGGACUGAGCCCGCCGAACAGCUUCGGGGCGGCGGCGGUGGCGACGGCGGCGGCGGCGGCGGUAAAUCGCAGCACAAGGCCGGGCGAGGGAUGGUCGCCUUAGAUUCGGUUGAGAUCUAUGAUCCGGUGAUGAACACGUGGCAGUCUCUUCCACGCAUGCAGAGGCCUCGUUAUGGGUGUAGAGGCGAGGUGAUGGAGGGGAGUUUCAUAGUGAUUGGCGGAUAUGAACCGAUCGGCGUGGUGGUCGAUGAUGAUGAAGACAACGACCACCACCGACAUUUCUCGUCGGCAGGAGUCGAAGGACGACGUCGUGGUGGCUCCACCUGCUGGGUGGCGAGUGAAUCCGUGAUGGCGUACGACUUCUCAACUCAAAGGUGGGAGUUGCGGACUUAUCUUCCCUCCUUCCCUAGGUUCGAGACGGAGUGUUAUCGGAACUUCGGCUGCACGGUCAUGAAUGAUAGGUUGGUAGUUGUGAGUGGGAGUCAUCGUGUGGUGGCUCCUCGUGCAAGGAGCCUCCUCAAGUUCAAUAACGCGAUUAUGGCUCACGACGGCUUGCGAAGCCCGUUCUGGAAGGUUCUAGAUCGAUUGCCGCCUCAUCAAACGAGAGGAGGUGGCGAAUGCCGACAACACCGACAGCAUCAUCGGGAACACCGAGAGUAUGAUUGGGAGAUGGAGAAGGAGAAACGCAUGGGGGUAAGGUUUUGGCAAGGAGAUCGGUAUCAUCAAGGGACUGAUUGGUGUACGAAAGUCAGCGCCCAGCCUGGAACACGGCAGGGAUGUGUCUGUGCGGUGCUAGAGGAGAAGUUGUACGUCGUCGGGGGGCGAAACGUUGUCGUUGACGACUUGAACGAACUUCCAGACGGCGGCGGCAAAUGUGUCAGGGGUUGUUCUAAUAAGAGAAUCGACAGUCAGAAACGGCCAGGGUCAGAUAAUAUCCUGUUUCGAACAGAUCUGCUCGACACAGUGGUGGAGUACUCUGCAUCCGCAACAGCCGACGAUGGAGGAAUGGCGGGAGGAGAAGAAGGACGGAGAGAGUUCGUUGGGUGUUUUCCGCGUGGUAACACUGGUAAGGGGUCUCUUCCUUUGCGUCUUGUGAAACCGAUGCGCCGCGGUCGUGCCGACUGCAUCUGUUUUGUUAUGGAAGGGUGAUUUCUCUUUUUGGGUUUUAAAAGCAGCGUGUAGUGCAAAUCGCAGCGGUGGGAGGUGAUAGCUCCGCUCCUCUCUUUUUGGUUUUCCGUGUUUUCCCUUUUUUUUUUUUUUUUUUUUUGCCUGCCCUCGAAUUUCAUUCCGUCAAGGUAACAAUUCCGCGGGUAGAUUUUGGGGCGGCGGGAGGAGGGGGUGGUAUAUGUCUUGUACAAUAUAUAGAGCAAGGUUAUUGAAUGCGCUCCAGAUUGAAAAGACCAGGUGUCGUACUCCAAAAAUAUCCACUUAGUUGAUGUAUUACGAUUUGGAGUUAGCAAAUCAAUUAAGCAGUAUGGU
Molecule: messenger RNA, 3774 nt
Organism: Chara braunii
Lineage: Eukaryota; Viridiplantae; Streptophyta; Charophyceae; Charales; Characeae
Source: the annotation of a GenBank genome assembly